Exophiala spinifera is the source of this 1623-nucleotide messenger RNA. RefSeq lists its product as uncharacterized. The transcript is spliced from 2 exons. NCBI's taxonomy places the organism in Eukaryota, Fungi, Ascomycota, Eurotiomycetes, Chaetothyriales, Herpotrichiellaceae. Gene Ontology annotation, cellular component: nucleus. Gene Ontology annotation, molecular function: DNA-binding transcription factor activity; transcription cis-regulatory region binding. The record is from RefSeq and is a predicted model, not a curated record. Bases 1 to 1623 code for a protein of 540 amino acids. Gene Ontology annotation, biological process: positive regulation of transcription by RNA polymerase II.
AUGGCCGAGAGUGGACCAUGCAAUGACGAUAUUCAUCCUCCGGGCGCCCAGGAAAAGUGCACAAGCAACCUAUGUGCUGGUAGUAGCAACAGCAGCGACAUUUCUUUUGUCAACAUCUGCGUCGAUGAAUUUCGACUUCUCUGUCAGGACCCACCCAACAGUCAACGAAUCUCAUUUGAUACACUCACAUCGCACACAAUUGAAGGUGACGGCAGGAUGACAAGGAACACCAUUCAUGUACAAAUACCAGUGGAGGAAACCCCCUCCCGUCCUUUGUCACCUCACUUGCAGACUCUUGGAUUAUCCUUUAGUGAUGAUUUCUUGGCCUCGUAUUUCGAUAGAGUGAUCUGCUCGACAGGUGCAUUGAUUGAUGACCUUUACCACAACCCCAUGCGUCGAGUAGUACUUCCAGCAGCAUCUGAGUCGGAGCUGAUUCAAUGGAGCGUCCUGCUAGCUGCAACUCACGAGAUGCGGCAGCAUGGCCGCCAGUAUCGCGUUCAGGAGCUCCAACUCCAACAAAAGAUUCUCGAGGGACUGAGGAAUACCCUGAACAAUGACGACUGGGUGCAGGACGAUGCUUUGCUUGGUGUAUUGACCGUCUGUACAACUAGUAUAUCCAAUAGCCCGAGCGCAGAGUGGCUUAUUCAUCUGUCGUAUUUCCGGAAGCUACUGAUGCUACAACCAAGUCAACAACAUACGUUUAAGAGAUCCUUGGCAUACCAGUUUUUUAUGAGUUAUUUCACAUCGCAUACUGUGCUUGCUAAGACACUCUUCUCUCUCGAAGAUGCCAUGGCAGAAGCAUCGAGGCCUUGGGACACAGCCCUGGAUGGCUCCUCAAGAACGGCCGAGAUGACUUCCCCACCGUCAAAGGAUCACUGGUCAGACACCACGAAGAUGUGUCGACUGAUGCCGUCAGAGGACAGAGACUUCAUUGACCCGUGGAACGGCUGCAGCAAUACGUUUCAACUCCUUCUCAACGACAUCUGUAGUCUCAAAGAUGAGGCAAAACUGUUACUUCAGCUGUCUCCUACCGACUACACUGAACGCAUAGCGACGAUUGACACGACGAUAAGACAUCUUAAGGCUAGGUUGCUGUCUCUGACGCAAUUAAGGCCGUCAACUCUGGAUUACGAUGACCACCCGGAGUCGGCGAGCAGGAAGAGGUUGCUGAAAGUUAGAGCGGAAGCGUACAGGACGGCGGCUCUGCUUUUCCUCCACCAAUCGUCAAAGCCGGCAUUCUACGGCAGGACAGUAACUUCACCUCUCCCAGGAUCGUUCCCUGCCUUGAGCCAGGAAGAGGUGACCCAUUACACCAAAACCACCCUCGACUCGGUACACGAGGUUGUAGCGGGAACGACCCUACCCUUUUCGUGGGGACUGUGGCCACUUUUCAUUGCUGCUUGUACUCUCCAGAGUGAGGAUGAUAAAGUAAGGGCGAUCUCGAUAUUUACGACCGCGAGACAAAAAAAGGCCUACGAGAAUAUCCCCCGCGCGCAGAAGGUCGUGGAGUUGCUGUGGCUGCACCGCGACUUGUCGUGCAUUGGGAAUCAUCGUCCUCGCCCUCAUUGCUACGAGUGGGAAAUAAUCUUGGAUCUUCUUGGAUGGAGGCCGAGCUUUGCUUAA